AUGGCUUUUGGACUCACUAUUGGGACAGAGCGUUACACUACCCUCCAGAACUCCAUCCAAGAUGAGCUUGUUAGGCGAGGAUAUAGUCCCGAAGCUGACCCCAUUAUGGCGGAGUACAUUACCAUAAUGAUCAUAAACAACAAGACAGCAGCUCAAAUAUCCUCGGAACUGGAAGAUGACCCAAAUUUUGUUGACUGGUUGUUUUCGGAAGCCGCAAAAGGCGCACCUGAACCAUCAGAUGCACCGUCAUCUUCCACUGCCGCUGCAUCCGCCCAGCCCUCUACGCGUGAUUCGCCGCCCCAUCUUCCCACUGUCAGCAAGGACGAGGCUAGUCGGCGACCUCCAAGCGGCCCUCGUGCAUCCGCACCUUUGUAUCAACAAGCUCUAUCACAAGCACUCCCUUCAACCUCACCCACCGCACAAAAGCGCACGGCGUCCGGGCGCUCGCCUUCACCGAGCGGCCAUGGUCACGUACACAAGGCGCGACGGAUAGACUUACCCACAGGCCCGAGGGCGAUGAUUCACGGGCGCGACGUAAGCAGUGGCUCCCGCAGCCUGCUGGAACGUGUCGGGCCCGCACGCAAUGGCGGCGGCGGCGGCGGUCCUCAGUUCGGCCAGGACGAUAUCCAGGCCCGUAUUGACACGAUCACCGGUGCGGGUGGGUCGCCAGAAAUGGCCAUGAUGAUGGCUGGCUUCCCAGGGAUGAACGGGAUGGGCGGGAUGGGCAUGGAUAUGGGCAUGGCGAGCAUGGCGAACCCGCUGCUGCUGCAGGAGAUGAUGAUGAACCAGAUGGCCCUCAUGUCGCAGAUGGCGGGCGCGAUGGGCAUCAUGCCGGGGCAGCUGAUGAACGGGUUCCCAAUGCAGCCCGGCAUGGGCGGGGAUAUGUUCAAUGGCGGCAUGCAGGGAGACGGCCCUGGGCGUGGACGCGGGAGAGGGCGCGGCGGCCCUGCUGGUAGGGGGGCUGGCAGAGGAAGAGGGGGACAUGCCGGCGCGAACGGGAGCGCUGGAAGUCCUAUGACCGACGCUGGCCAAGCCUCGCCGCCUCCACCUGCGGCAGCCCCCGCCGUUGUGGCGCCGACGCCGACGCCGGUACCGAUUGUGGCGCCUGUGAUUGCGAGUACAUCGUCGUCGUCGAGCAUCGCAUCUCAGCAACGCACGGGCUUCGUGCCUCCACAGAGGCCACAAUCGCCUACUCUGUGCAAGUUCAACCUCAAAUGUUCGAAUCCCCUAUGCCGUUACUCGCACCCGUCACCUGUCGCGACGGCCGAGAGCGGUGUCGUGCUGAGCAACGACCCGUGUGAGGCGGGAUUGCAGCACACGUCAGCCCCGCUGGGCUCCACCCUGGUGCCACGUCUGACGCAAACAUCUCUUCCAGCUGCUGAGCACCUGAAACCGAGCACAUUCGUUCCACCUCCUACGCCCACUACUCAUUUACCAACACCGUGUCGAUAUGGUGCAGCCUGUACGCGCCCGAACUGCACAUUCACACACCCGCCCCGCGCAUCGCAUGGCUCUGGGGCGGCAGCGACGCCGUGCCGCUUUGGUUCUGCAUGUACGCGCGCAACGUGCCCCUUCCAGCACCCCGAGGGACGUGUGCUGCCAGGGACAUUCCACCGCGGGCUGUCCACCAGUGCACCGCUUGUGAGCGUAAAGACACCGGAGGCGGGCUCGAUGAGCGGGCUGAGCCACAACCGCAGCGUCACGUUCAACACGAGCAAGCCGAGCACGAACGCGGCGGUACUGGAGAAGAAGGUCCGCGAGGUGGAGGAAAAGAAGAGCGAGGCGGAGAAGGCCGUCGCGCAGGCGGAAAAGGUGGCGGGCAGCAAGGACGACGCAUCGAAGCCCGUCGCGAUCAGCGCGUGA
Molecule: messenger RNA, 1863 nt
Organism: Postia placenta MAD-698-R-SB12
Lineage: Eukaryota; Fungi; Basidiomycota; Agaricomycetes; Polyporales; Adustoporiaceae
Exons: 7
Coding region: 1-1863 (620 amino acids)
Biological process (GO): regulation of mRNA stability
Cellular component (GO): nucleus; cytoplasm
Molecular function (GO): poly(A) binding
Source: RefSeq, a predicted model, not a curated record